Molecule: messenger RNA, 2155 nt
Organism: Ictalurus furcatus (blue catfish)
Lineage: Eukaryota; Metazoa; Chordata; Actinopteri; Siluriformes; Ictaluridae
Product: hydroxyacylglutathione hydrolase-like protein
Exons: 9
Coding region: 814-1743 (309 amino acids)
Molecular function (GO): hydroxyacylglutathione hydrolase activity
Source: RefSeq, a predicted model, not a curated record
AUGAUCAGUUUCAAAACUGCUUUGCGUGUGUGAAGCUAUUGUUCCCCUAUAGAGAGGGCAGUGCUUCUUCACCCAUAGGUACCACUGCUCUGGGUGACACACACUGUUUACUCAGAUUCAACUGUGAGAAAAAGAAGAAGAAGAAAAACAGGAAUCUGAGGCUGAGUUGAACAUUAGAAAAUAAAUCUUCUCGUCUUUUUACAGUUUCGGUGAGUCUGUGCCCAAGAUAGCCUCAGAUUCUUGUUCUUACCUGACAGACAGACAUUCAACCUGAUGUGGUCUUCUGCUGUUGUAGCUCAUCCACCUCAAGAGAGAGAGAGAGAGAGAGAGAGAGAGAGAGAGAAUUUCCAUGGUCCUUGACUGGGGAAUGUUUUUGCUGAUGCACCAGACAGACUACAGUAUACUAUCCGGGCUACAGGAUGAGAAUAUAUAUUUUAAUCAUAUAAAAUACAUUAUGUGAAUUAUUUAAUACUAGACGAAUCAGUUAAAGCAUUUCUUGAGUUUCUUUCACUUGCUGUACCGCUACGAUCCCGGAAGCGUGACGUCUCUCGGUGUCUGAAUUCCAAACGACUUCCUAUUGGACGAGAAGUGCACUAUAUGAAGUGUAUAAGCCCUUAUUUCAUACCUUAGCAUAUAGUGCACUUGUAUAGGGAGAAGGCAGCCGUUUAGGUUUCGGCCAGUAUUAGUCAACAGCAAGUGAAUGCUAUUUGACUGAAUAUGAACAGUGAUAGUGACUAGUUUAAUGCUAUUUUUUUUAAAGGUAGAUUAAUGUUAAAUGUUUAACAUUAACUACGUUUCUCAGUGCCUUGAGCCAUGAGAGUGAAGGUCAUUUCCAUUUUGGAGGACAACUACAUGUACUUGGUUAUAGAUGAACAAAGUAAAGAAGCCAUUGCUGUAGAUCCUGCUGUACCUCAUCGGCUGCUGGAGAUAGUGAACAGAGAAGGAGUGAGACUCACAGCAGUGUUAACUACUCACCAUCACUGGGACCAUGCACGGGGCAAUGAUGCUCUACUAAAGGACCUCCCUGAUUUACGAGUGUAUGGAGGAGACGACCGCAUCACAGGACUGACCCACAAAGUUACUAAUGGCCAGGAGCUCAAGUUUAACACUAUAAAUGUGAGGUGCCUGUUCACACCUUGCCAUACUUCUGGACACAUGUGCUACUUCCUGUGGGAAGACGACUGCCCCGAUUCCCCUGCUGUGUUCACUGGGGACACACUGUUUGUGGGUGGUUGUGGGAAAUUCUUUGAGGGAACGGCAGAGCAGAUGUACCACAACCUGACCAAGGUGCUGGGAACCCUGCCUCAGGACACAAAGGUCUUUUGUGGUCACGAAUACACAAUAAAGAACUUGAAGUUUGCAAUGCUGGUGGAACCAGAGAACGAGAGGGUGAAGGAGAAGCUUAGCUGGGCUCGGUUGGUUAUUAGGCACGAGACGAGGAUGACAAGCCGACGGUGCCGUCAACGUUACUGGAGGAAUUUGAGUACAAUCCAUUCCUCCGUCUCUCCGAGGAGGGCGUGCAGAAGUUCACAGGGAAGUCAGACCCUAUCGAGGUUCUGCGUGUGCUACGAAAAGAGAAGGACAACUUCAAGAAGCCCAAAGAGCGCAUCCCCCCACAUGUCAUGCUCGCUGUGGAAUGGGGUCUGCUUAGACCAAAACUCACUUAAACAGAGCACUGGACUACUGCAAUGCACACUGACCAUGCUGAAGCUACUCACUGAGAGCACUACUGUUUAUUGCUGAAGUAGUGCCAUUAUGAAAGAACAUGAUUAUAAACAUGAUUUAAUGUACCUCUUACACUGCAUGUUAAACAUAAGUUAUAAUAUGGAUUUCUGUAUAUAAUCUUUUCACACUGAGGAGGCAUUCAUUUCAGUCAACAUGAUUUAUGUUUGUUUACACAUAUUUGCACUAAUUACCUAAAUGAUACUGUAAAAAAAAUAAAUAAUAUAAAUAAUUUACAAAAACUUUUAUGAACUGCAUUUCAAAGGCAUGUUCAUUUUCGUUGUUUACAAAAAUUUUUACCUCUUAAAUACAAAAAGGAUGCUUAAUCAAUAAAGCUACAAUUAAAUAUAAAAAGUGUUUAUUGAGAAACAUAUUCUGUAAUUAAUUCCUAAAUAAAUAUAGUAAGAUAACUUAAAUACAUGUGAUCAUUUAU